GCAAUCUUUCGAAUGACUGUCUUUCUGAUUCUACCCACAACUUAUUCGUACAUAUAUUUUACUCUCUAAAUUCAAUGUACCUUUCAAUAAUCGAAUUUUUAGAUGCCAAAGUAUAAAAAAAAAAUACCGAUUUGCUACCAAACCACCAAAGUCAUCAAAGUCAAGGAACCUUUGUCAAAUGCCCCUUCAGAUGUCGCCAAAGCACACGCGCUUCUUCGAUGCGCAGAAAUCGCUGCCAAAGGAUAAGGCCAAAGUUCAAAGGAGGGAAAGCGUUUACGUUGUUUCAAGUCAACCUCGUAGGAAACGACGUUAUGAGCCCGUCUGGCGGUGUCGCGGUGUCUGUGCCAAGGACGAUCACUUAACGGUGAUCACGGAGGAUCUUAAACGAAAUCCACCAAAUAAACCCUUUUUUACACCAUCUGAACUCGAUGUGAUUUGCUAUGAUGCCACCAAGGGUCCACCGAUGCAGUUCCAUGUGGAUGGCACAGACAUUGUGCCCAGUAUUCGAGGAUUGCGUCUCAGUGUCUGUGUGGAGAAUACGCGCUUCCAGUUGGUCGCAAAGGUGACGCGGAACAUGGGCUUCCAGCAUGUGCCGCAGCAUCGAUUGUGGAAUAUCCAGUGGUCCGACUGCACUCCACAUCAUGAUCUGUUGCGAAGCAUGAAGCGCUUCCAGCAGAUCAAUCAUUUCCCUGGAAUGGUGGAGAUAUGCCGGAAGGAUCUGUUGUCGCGGAACCUGAAUCGUAUGCUCAAGCUAUUCCCCGGCGACUAUCGCAUCUUUCCCAGGACCUGGCUAAUGCCCACAGAUGCCUAUGAUGUGGCCAUUUAUUCCAGCAAGCAUAAGCGCUCCUUUAUUCUAAAACCCUAUUCGGCGGGUCAGGGACGUGGCAUUUGGAUAACCACCGAUUUGCGCAGCGUGGACAAGCGGGAGAAGCUCAUCUGUCAAACCUAUAUAGAGCGGCCCCUGCUAAUCGAUGGCUAUAAAUUUGAUCUGAGAGUCUAUACGCUGGUCACUUCGGUGGAUCCCCUACGCAUAUUUGUGUACAAUGAGGGCCUUGCCCGUUUCGCAACUCAGAAAUAUGUGGCUCCGUCUCUGGGCAACGCUCACAAUGUGUUUAUGCACUUGACCAACUAUUGUCUCAAUCGCCGGAACUCCCAGUAUAUGGUGGGCAGCAGUCCGGAAGUUGGCUCUAAGCGAAAACUUAGUGCCUUCAACAAGUGGCUGGUGGAACACAAUUACGAUGUUGCGGAGUUCUGGGCCAGUGUGGACGAUGCCAUCAUCAAGACGAUCAUUAGUGCAUGGCCAGUGCUGAAGCAUAACUACAAUAUGUGUUUUCCGAAGCACGAUAAGAUCCAGGCCAGCUUUCAGUUGCUUGGCUUUGACAUUUUGGUGGACUGGAAGCUAAAACCCUACAUCCUGGAGGUGAAUCAUACGCCGAGCUUAAGUGCAGAUGAGACUGUGGACAUGGAGGUGAAGCGUCCUCUCAUCCGGGACACUCUGAACAUGCUCAGCACGGCUCUGGUGGACAAGGAGCAGAUCAUACGUGACGAUCGCAUUGAGCAUCGAACUAGACUCCUGAGGAACAUCUACAACAAGAAGUCUGUUGCCCCAAUACCCGGCUCCUCGUCAUCAGGUCGAGAGGCUGGUGGAAACAACGAUGUGCGGCAGUCCUUCUCCAUUGGUUCUCUUACCCAGCAAAUAGCCUGGGAGGAGAGUCACCUGGGCAACUACCGACGCAUUAUGCCGCCCCAGGAAUCAGAGAAGGUGCAAUACUACUGCAAAUUCUACGAUCAGAACAAGUCGUCCAUGUUUCAGGGAACACUCUCCAGUCGAAGACGGGAGGAGCAUACUCAAUUGGCAAUGCAAAAACUCCUCCAAGAACAUCGUGUACCCUUCACGCAAAAGCGUUUAAGCAAGCCCCUUCGUUGGCCAGGUGAUCUUAAAUCGGAUGUAGCUCAGGUGGAUCCGUUGAUCAAGCAUGUGAGACGCCGCCGCGAGGAGGAAGAGGCUCGUGCGAGGAAACAUCGAGCUGUGCUUGCCCGUGAGCUACAGAAACAAAAGGAGCAGCUAUUGGCUCCCUCGGACGAUCUAGGCGAUCGUUACAGAAGGCGUCGUGAGAAGCAUUUGCCAAAGAGGAGCAAUAGCACCAAUAAACCCCACCGAAGGAAGGCUCAGCGUCACCUGAGUCAUCGUGUGCGACACCAGCGUAUGCUCGAACUGGAGGCUCAGCAGGAUGCCAAGUUUCUGGAGCAGCAUGCCAAGAGCAGGCGACUCCAGGCAGGUCAGCUCAAAGAACCCCCAAGGGCAAAGAGCUGCUUCAGCCUGAAGAGCAAGGUCAGCACCAAGAGCAAGCAAAGCUCGAAGAGCAAACAGAGCUGGAAGAGCCUACAGAGCUCCGGCAGCAAGAGUAUCUUCAAGAAUGCCAGACCCCGGAUAAGUACCUCCAGUUUGGUGAGCAGCUCCAAAUGGGAAUCAGCUCAGCUGCUGGACAGUCAACCCCAACUGACCCAAUCCAUUGACUGGACAGCGGAUGAUAUAAGCGAUCUGGAAAGAGCUGAACACCUCAGCUGGCGACAACAGAGGACCGAACAGUUUAAUGACACUCAACUCAGGUCAUUGGCUAACCGCACAUCAGCAAUUGAAUAAAAUGUAAGCAAAAAUGUCAACAAAUCUGUGAGAUUUUCACGCAAUCUCCGUCUGUCAUGUGGAUGGACAAGAGAACCCCAUCAUCAUCGUCAUCAUCAUCAUCUUAUCUCAUCAUCAUCACAGAGUGGGGAUGCUGCUUUGCUGAUGGGGAAAAUGGGGGUAGUAGACAUUCCUCACUGGGCGUGCACAAUUGAAAUUUUCACCAUUGUACAUACUACGAGAGGUGUUUCAAUACCUUCAAGAAACCGCAAUAUAUGCUAGAUUUUAGUCUUUGUUUCUAA
This is a messenger RNA of Drosophila serrata, 2925 nucleotides long. It is a transcript of the gene TTLL6A, whose product is annotated as Tubulin tyrosine ligase-like 6A. Gene Ontology annotation, biological process: microtubule cytoskeleton organization; protein polyglutamylation. The record is from RefSeq and is a predicted model, not a curated record. Gene Ontology annotation, molecular function: tubulin binding; tubulin-glutamic acid ligase activity. Lineage: Eukaryota; Metazoa; Arthropoda; Insecta; Diptera; Drosophilidae. Gene Ontology annotation, cellular component: ciliary basal body.